AUGAAGUCAGUUUUGAGUCUACCCAUGUUCAUAAUACACUUGAUCCUUCUAUUCUCUUCUUUUGAUCUUGUAGUUGCUGCUGCUGCUUCUUCUAUACAGCCCCUAUGUCAUGAUGAUGAGAGCUCUGCCUUGUUGCAAUUCAAGGAAAGCCACAUCCUUGACAGUUCUGUUUCUGAUGAUCCAAAUGCAUAUCCAAAGGUUAAAUCUUGGAACGUUAAUGGUGGUGAUUGUUGCUCGUGGGAAGGCGUUGAAUGCGAUCAGGCCAGUGGUUAUGUGAUUAACCUUGACCUAAGCAGUAGCCGGCUUUAUGGUUCAAUCAAUUCCACUUGCAGCCUGUUUCGCGUUGUUCAUCUUCAGAGACUCAAUCUAGCCGAUAAUCACUUCAAUCAGUCCAUAAUUCCUCCUGAAGUGGGUGCUUUUUCGGGGUUGAACUACCUCAAUCUUUCUCGAUCUUCCUUUUCUGGUCAAAUUCCAGUAGAAAUCUUGAAAUUGUCAAACUUAGAGUCACUUGAUCUAUCAGGAAAUGCGUUGCAGCUCAGAAAUCCAGGCUUGGGAAGUCUAGCUGCCAUGUUAACUCACUUGAAGCUACUUCAUUUAGGUGGAGUUAACGUAUCUUCUUUCGUUCCUCAUAGCCUGGCAAACUUUUCUUCUUUGAAAUCUCUAGAUCUUGAAGAUUGUGGCUUGUAUGGAGAAUUUCCCGCAGGAAUUUUCCAUCUGCCCAGUCUUCAACUUCUCAGCAUACAGUCUAAUCUUUUUCUCACAGGAUACUUGCCAGAAUUUAACCAAAGCAGCCCUCUCGAAUUGCUUUUUGUUGGGAACACCAGCUUCUCUGGUAAUCUACCAUAUUCACUUGGUAGCCUUAAGUCCUUGAAUCAGCUGGAUGCAAGUCGGUGCCAGUUUUCAGGUUUAGUUCCAUAUUCACUUGCAAACCUGACUCAGCUAACUUACCUCUCACUUGCCUUUAAUAACUUGAGCAGUUGGAACUUGUCUUGGCUUGGUAAACUAACCAAACUCUCUUACUUGGAUUUAGUUGAAACUAAUUUAUAUGGAAACAUCCCAUCCUCAUUUCAGAACCUGACCCAGCUCUCCGCAGUACGAGUUCAUAGGAAUCUACUGACAGGUCGAUUUCCAUCUUGGCUAGGGAACCUUACCCAGUUAACACAAUUGCUACUUUCAAAAAAUAACAUGCACGGUCCCCUCCCAGAGUCAAUCUCUAAGCUCACCAAUCUUAAACAAAUUGAACUAUUUUCCAAUUCCUUUAAUGGCACUCUAGAAUUUGACAUGUUUCUAAACAUGAAAUCCCUCUUGGACCUCCAGUUAAGUAGAAACGAUUUGUCAGUAGUUUUAAAUCGUAAAGUGAAUGCCACUUUUCCAAAGUUGAAGCUUUUAGGACUAGGUUCCUGUAAUUUGACUGAAUUCCCAAACUUUUUGCGCGGCCAAGAUCAAGUGAGCCUUUUAUUCCUUGAUGGCAACAACAUUCAUGGCAAGAUUCCCAAAUGGAUGUUGAAUGUAAGCAAGGAAACUCUUGUGUUUUUACAAUUGGAUAACAACUUUCUAACAGGUUUUGAGGAACCUCCAGCAAUUCUUCCCUGGGUCAGUCUAAAGUAUUUGUCCCUUUCAUGUAACAAUCUGCAAGGUCCAUUACCAAUUCCACCAGCUUCUGUGGCUUAUUAUGACUUUUCAAACAACCAGUUGACAGGGGAAAUUUCAGAAAUGAUCUGCAAUUUAACUUCUAUUUUAUUCCUUGAUUUGUCGAACAACAUUAUUAGCGGCAUACUUCCGCAGUGUUUAGGUUACCUGGGCAAUUCUUUGUCAGUACUAAAUCUACGGAACAAUAGCAUUGGCGGCUCCAUCCCUCCAACAUACUAA
This is a messenger RNA of Manihot esculenta (cassava), 1869 nucleotides long. Its product is annotated as receptor-like protein 7. Gene Ontology annotation, molecular function: protein binding. The record is from RefSeq and is a predicted model, not a curated record. Lineage: Eukaryota; Viridiplantae; Streptophyta; Magnoliopsida; Malpighiales; Euphorbiaceae. The transcript has a single exon. Bases 1 to 1869 code for a protein of 622 amino acids.